Messenger RNA from Oncorhynchus gorbuscha (pink salmon), 2114 nucleotides. Its product is annotated as S-antigen protein-like. NCBI's taxonomy places the organism in Eukaryota, Metazoa, Chordata, Actinopteri, Salmoniformes, Salmonidae. The record is from RefSeq and is a predicted model, not a curated record. The coding region runs from base 3 to 890 and encodes 295 amino acids. The transcript has 3 exons.
UCAUGGGACCCAACUCCUAUGGUCAGGUCACGGGACCCAACUCCUGUGGUCACGGUCAGGUCAUGGGACCCGACUCCUAUGGUCACGGUCAGGCCAUGGGACCCAACUCCUAUGGUCACGGUCAGGUCACGGUCAGGCCAUGGGACCCAACUCCUGUGGUCACGGUCAGGUCACGGUCAGGCCAUGGGACCCAACUCCUAUGGUCACGGUCAGGUCACGGUCAGGCCAUGGGACCCAACUCCUGUGGUCACGGUCAGGUCACGGUCAGGUCAUGGGACCCAACUCCUAUGGUCACGGACAGGUCACGGUCAGGCCAUGGGACCCAACUCCUAUGGUCAGGUCACGGGACCCAACUCCUGUGGUCACGGUCAGGUCAUGGGACCCAACUCCUAUGGUCACGGUCAGGUCACGGUCAGGCCAUGGGACCCAACUCCUAUGGUCAGGUCACGGGACCCAACUCCUAUGGUCACGGUCAGGUCAUGGGACCCAACUACUGUGGUCACGGUCAGGUCACGGGACCCAACUCCUAUGGUCAGGUCACGGGACCCAACUCCUAUGGUCACGGUCAGGUCACGGUCAGGCCAUGGGACCCAACUCCUGUGGUCAGGUCACGGGACCCAACUCCUAUGGUCACGGUCAGGUCAUGGGACCCAACUCCUGUGGUCAGGCCAUGGGACCCAACUCCUGUGGUCACGGUCAGGUCAUGGGACCCAACUCCUAUGGUCACGGUCAGGUCAUGGGACCCGACUCCUGUGGUCACGGUCAGGUCAUGGGACCCAACUCCUAUGGUCAGGUCAUGGGACCCAACUCCUAUGGUCAGGUCAUGGGACCCAACUCCUAUGGUCAGGUCACCUGGACCUCAGGAAGCCCAGGGGGGGAGACAGUAUUGAAUAUUCCUCUCAUCCUCUCUGUAGUGAUGAACCUGGACCUCAGGAAGCCCGGGGGGGAGACACAGUAUUGAAUAUUCCUCUCAUCCUCUCAGUAGUGUUGAACCUGGACCUCAGGAAGCCCAGGGGGGGAGACACAGUAUUGAAUAUUCCUCUCAUCCUCUCUGUAGUGAUGAACCUGGACCUCAGGAAGCCCAGGGGGGGAGACAGUAUUGAAUAUUCCUCUCAUCCUCUCAGUAGUGAUGAACCUGGACCUCAGGAAGCCCAGGGGGGGAGACACAGUAUUGAAUAUUCCUCUCAUCCUCUCAGUAGUGAUGAACCUGGACCUCAGGAAGCCCAGGGGGGGAGACACAGUAUUGAAUACUCCUCUCAUCCUCUCUGUAGUGAUGAACCUGGACCUCAGGAAGCCCAGGGGGAGACACAGUAUUGAAUAUUCCUCUCAUCCUCUCAGUAGUGAUGAACCUGGAACUCAGGAAGCCCAGGGGGAGACACAGUAUUGAAUAUUCCUCUCAUCCUCUCUGUAGUGAUGAACCUGGACCUCAGGAAGCCCAGGGGGGGAGACAGUAUUGAAUAUUCCUCUCAUCCUCUCUGUAGUGAUGAACCUGGACCUCAGGAAGCCCAGGGGGGGAGACACAGUAUUGAAUACUCCUCUCAUCCUCUCAGUAGUGAUGAACCUGGACGUCAGGAAGCCCAGGGGGGGAGACAGUAUUGAAUAUUCCUCUCAUCCUCUCUGUAGUGAUGAACCUGGACCUCAGGAAGCCCAGGGGGGGAGACACAGUAUUGAAUACUCCUCUCAUCCUCUCUGUAGUGAUGAACCUGGACCUCAGGAAGCCCAGGGGGGGAGACACAGUAUUGAAUAUUCCUCUCAUCCUCUCUGUAGUGAUGAACCUGGACCUCAGGAAGCCCAGGGGGAGAGACACAGUAUUGAAUAUUCCUCUCAUCCUCUCAGUAGUGAUGAACCUGGACCUCAGGAAGCCCAGGGGGGGAGACAGUAUUGAAUAUGAUGUAUAUUUCACCCUCUAGUCCAUGCGACAGGUAGUAGGACUUUCUCUGUUUCUCUCAUCAUGUACAGUCAGAGCAGAUUAAUCACAGCCUGCCUCCUAAUUGGCACCCCUAACCCCUACAUAGUGCACUACUAUAGGGUCUAUGGGGCUCUGGUCAAAAGUAGUGCACUACUAUAGGGCCUACGGGGCUCUGGUCAAAAGUAGUGCACUACUAUAGGGCCUA